Jaculus jaculus (lesser Egyptian jerboa) is the source of this 1714-nucleotide messenger RNA. RefSeq names its product chromosome 4 C3orf38 homolog (gene C4H3orf38). The record is from RefSeq and is a predicted model, not a curated record. The coding region runs from base 210 to 1286 and encodes 358 amino acids. NCBI's taxonomy places the organism in Eukaryota, Metazoa, Chordata, Mammalia, Rodentia, Dipodidae. The transcript has 3 exons.
ACCACAAAGCGGGAGCGCCGCCUGGCCUCCUCCGCGCUCACUUCCGCCCGGGUGUGCGGAACAUCCGAGUUCCUUCGGAGGCGGCGGGCGCUGGCCAGGCACUUCCGGUGUCUGUUGCCUUGGCGCCGGCCACCGGGCCGAGAGGGCGACAUAUUUGUUUUGGCGCCGUCCUCUCCCUCCACGCCCCCGCCCCCGCCCCCGGGGGCGAGAUGUCGGGGCUCAGCCACGUCGAGACCGAGGGCUGUCGUGACCUGCUCGGCCUUCUGGACAGUGACGAGAUCAUGGCCCUGUGCGACACCGUCACCAGCCGCCUGGUGCAGCCCGAGGACCGCCAAGAUGCUAUUCGUGCAAUAUUAAUGUAUAGUCAAAGCGCAGAGGAACUUCUGAGGCGUAAAAAAGUCCACCGAGAAAUAAUAUUUAAGUACUUGGCAACACAGGGGGUUGUUAUACCUCCAGCUACUGAGAAACAUAAUCUUAUUCAGCAUGCAAAAGAUUACUGGAAAAGGCAAUCGCAACUGAAACUGAAGGAAACGCCAGAACCACUAAAGCUGAAGGAAACAUCAGAACCAGUUGCAAAGUCUGAGGAUAUCCAGCUCUUUGAACAGCAGGAAAAAGAAGAUAAAAAACCUCAAAAAAUUGAUUUUCGUCGCUUAGGAGAAGAAUUCUGUCAUUGGUUCUUUGAACUCCUUAAUUCUCAGAAUCCUUUUAUGGGACCACCUCAAGAUGAGUGGGGGCCACAGCACUUCUGGCAUGAUGUCAAGCUUAGGUUUUAUUACAACACCUCAGAACAAAAUGUAAUAGACUACCAAGGAGCGGAAAUUGUGAGCCUUCGUUUGCUGUCAUUAGUAAAAGAAGAGUUUCUUUUUCUCAGCCCCAAUCUAGAUUCCCAUGGACUGAAGUGUGCUUCUUCUCCCCAUGGAUUAGUUAUGGUUGGAGUUGCUGGAACUGUCCACCGAGGAAAUACUUGUUUGGGCAUAUUUGAACAAAUCUUUGGACUUAUCCGCUCUCCUUUUGUGGAAAAUACUUGGAAAAUCAAAUUUAUCAACCUGAGAAUUGUUGGAGAAAGUUCCCUUGCUCCUGGAGCAUCGUUGAAGCCAGCAGUUACAUUUGAACAGAGUGACCUGGAGGCCUUUUAUAAUGUGAUCUCCUUGUGUGCUAAUGAAGAAGACAAGCAUAAUGUAAGGCAGGUAUUGGAUAGUGGAACUGGAGACCAGGUUUUAUGUAGUGGUAAUGAGGCCUUGGUGAACAAAACAGAACUGAGUUUGCCUGAUCCUCUAAAGCAUUAAGCACAUAUGUCAGCCUAAAAUGUCUCUCCAGAAACAUUUCCAAAUGUUUACAUCAUUACAUCAGUAGUUUCUAAGUGCUUUCAGAUGUGAGGAUUGACAUUUUAGUUGGAAUACCUUUUUUGGGCUACAAACUGAUGUGAAUGCUUGCCUCUUUCUACUGAGUUCAGCAAAUGUUCUGAGAACUUACUGCAGUUCACCAAAUAAAUCCCAUUUUAGAUGUUGAAACUAGAAACCAGGUAAUAUUUUUGUUUUAUUUAGUGAAUGUUUUACUAAUGUAUAUUUUCCUUGUGGCAAAGGAUUGAUAGUGUUCAAAGUUUGUUGGAUAUUUUACAAACUCAUCGACAUUUUUAUAAACUUAAAUAUUAUAGAGAUGUUUAAUGUCAACUCAGGUCUUAAUUAUAUAAAAUACAAACAGCAUUCCUAUGCAA